This is a messenger RNA of Micropterus dolomieu (smallmouth bass), 3453 nucleotides long. RefSeq names its product protein FAM117A-like. The transcript is spliced from 8 exons. Lineage: Eukaryota; Metazoa; Chordata; Actinopteri; Centrarchiformes; Centrarchidae. The record is from RefSeq and is a predicted model, not a curated record. Bases 574 to 1833 code for a protein of 419 amino acids.
GAGGAGAUGUUUGGAGUUAAAACAAGGACGCUGAGGAGCGAAGAAACUAACCACUUCGCAACUUUCUGGGGCCACCAAAGCACGCUCCAGCCUGAAACAAAAAUACAGUGAAAUACACCUAAAGGUUUCCUCAGAAGACGUAGGAGUUGACUUUAAAGUGACUUUUUGAAACUGGAGCUACUUCCUUGUUCGACUACGGGGUGAAAUAUCUCAACAUCCUCACAAAGAAACUUUUGCUUGCUAGGCUGCUAACUCGCACACAAGCCAGAGGGAAAAAAAAGAAAAGAGUAUUAUCACCGCCGGAGACUUGCUCUCAAGCUGUUAGUAACGUUUCAUCUGUCGAGCUAAGUGUCGCUGGUAGUUUCUUUUUACUUGGAAAUGGUGUUUAAAAGAUCCGAGACUGACUUUUGUAACGGUUUUUGAGUAGUCAUCAUCACUAGAGGAGGAAGGGUUGCAGCUGGUAACUUAGCCAGUGCUUCCACACAGCGCCCCCAGAUCUCCCCCAGGCAGGACAUCCAUUAUUAUUUUCACUUGUUUAGGAGGCGAGUAGUCACACAUUUGUUGCUGGAAAAGAUGUCUGGCCGAAGUGGAGUUGGACAGCACCGGGGAGCUACUUUGGGUCCACAGCCCCUCAAGGCUACUAUCCCCUAUCAGCUGGCCAGCAAGCCUCGAGCACACCGAAGGGAUGGAAAGUCAGCUGGAAAGGCCAAACCACACCAGCUGAGCUCUGGCAUGAGGCGGACAAUGUCUCUUGACGCCAUCAUCGGGCCGUACCUGCAGGGACACUGGCCGAAAGAACCGGAGGGCCAGAGCAGCCUGUCUCGCAAGGACAAAUCCACCCAGACUCCAGACUCGUGGUCCGAUAAACCCCAGAGCAGGAGAAGUAGCAGCAGCCACAAACGAUCAGCGUCAUGGGGCAGCGCUGAGCAUCUGCGAGAGAUCGCUAAACUAAAACAACAGCUGCAGCAGCGUGCCAAACCUGCAGUCUCAGGGGGGCAUGACAAAGACCGCCAGCGUGGCUAUCCUCAGGGGUGCUGUAGCCUGGGAACUACUCAGACUCAGCCAAUUCCCAUCCCCCUUGCUCCCCUGUCGACACUGGUCCCUCGACUGCGGUGCAGUGUGGAGGGCCUCAACCAGGAGCUAGAAGGCAUGUUCAUCUGCCAGCCGCCACUUCCUCAGCACAGGCUCCUUGAGGUUCCGGACGGCCACCGGGCUCCAGUCCCUCCGCAGAGCUGCAGCAGUGGAUCUCAGAGUGACUCCGCCACCACACCCCUGUCCUCGUCUUCCUCUUCACCCUCCUCACCCUGCUCCCCUCCUUCCUACAUCUCCACCUCCCCUCCCAACUCUGAAGAUGCACCUCUGGAUCUGCACCAUGCUUUGAUAGACGGUGCAGAGAUCUGCCUCCUGUCUCCGUUUUCCACCCAGAAUGAGACUGACCUCUCCCUCCCUCUCCUGACUUCGUCCUCCCCAGGGCCCAACAAAAGUUGCUGCUUCCAGAGAGAACCUCCAGAGGGCUGCGAGAAGGUCCGGGUCUGGGAGGAAGCCAGCACUCUACACCAACUCAAGCCAGCCCUCAUCUCCUCCUGCCCAGACCCCAACAAGGUAAACUUCACCCCCUAUGGGGGCUCAGCCUUCUGCCCCGUCAGCCUCCUCAAGCCUCUGCUCCCUUCCAUGGACCUGCUGUUCCGCAGCCUCGCCAUCUCUCCGGCAGGCGGUUGCUCAAGCCAGGGAACUAGCUCCUGCCAGGCAACGUCCUCUGGCAACCGGGCUGCUCCUCCAGAUCCUCCCGCCACCGUCGUGGGAGAAAGCUCAGAGGAGGGCCUCGCUUUCUGAUCACAGCUGCGCAGGUCUCUGUUGAAAAUGAUUAUGCAGGAUGCAGAUAUUUCAGUGGUCUGGGACAGAUUUGUUGAUGUUGCUUUAUUUUAGAAAAGGACCAUUCCUUUUCUAUACAGGGUUAAAAUGAUCUUUAUGUUGACAAAUAAUAAUAUUGAAAAGAAAAAAAAAGAAUGAAACCUGUACGCGAUACAAUGGAUAAGCUUUAUGAGCUCCUUGUUUUGGGUUUCCAGGCAGUGUAACAUUUCUAAGUUAAGGUCUUCUUUAGUUCUGUCAUUUCUUAAUCCAAAGAUAUAUAUUUGGCCAAACAUGAGUGCGAGAUGGGUCAGCCUUAAGGCAGGACAUCUCACUUAUUCUACUCUUAACUCUAUCUGAGAUGUGAUUUGUUGACUGACUGACGCCCCCCCACCUCACUCGCUGCACAUAUUUUCUGUUUCCCCAAAGAAGCCAUGACAUACACUUAUUAUUUGUUGAUCCUGUUUUUUAAACCUCUGGUGUGUGUGUGUGUGUGUGUGUGUGUGUGUGUGUAUAAUCUUUUGUCCAAAAUGAAACCCUUCUUGGAUAAGGUUGAUUGUUUGUUUUUAAGUAUUCAAAGAUAUUUAUCUGCAAUUCACCUGCAAUGUUUUACCUAACUUGACCUUGCACCUGUUUGCUGGUGUACAUAGCACGACAAAUCAGUUGGGGUACUCCUUUUUAUUUUUAUUUACCUAAUUUGAAAAAAAAAAAAAACUCAACACAAUGAAAUCACAAUCACAUUCAUUAUUGUAGACUGAAGGGAAUUAUCGAGUUGUUGGACUUGGGUAGCAUCAAUACCUAAAGGCUUCAGCUUAUGCAUUCCUGCUUUAAAUGUUGUACAGAUAUUGUUGUCAUUUUGUUUACUUGCAAAAAAAAAACCUUGUGCACGCAUGGAUACAAACCUUUUAUUCCUUGACGUUCUCAACGUGUGCUUGAUGGUAUGUUUAUAGUUUGUUGAGGUUUCACAGCCUAGUUUGACUACCUAACCAGUUUUAGUGGUGUAGAUUUGUCAUCCUUAAUGUUUCUCUAAAGAUUUUCUUUUUCUCUUGCCAAGCUGACAUGGUGAUGUUCAAAUAGUUUUAUUUCUGGUAGACAUGUUUGCACAAAUUGAACUGCUACUUUUGAGUCGCAAUUCUUAUUUUUAUAUUCACUUUUUGUACUUUAAGAGUAGUAAUGUGUAUUUUCUACAUUCUUUUUUCCAAUUACCUGCAACAUAAGCUAAAGAAAAAACCUGUUCCUUUUAGUUUUGUUCCAUCAUUAUAAUUUUAGGCAGGUGUUACAUGAGAUACUGUAUCGGGUGGAUUUUCUUAUGCACUUCCAGGAGAGGGUUUUAUAAGGAGGAGGAGACGUUUCUUCCAUACGUUAGUCCUGGGUUUAUUUUCUUUGACAGAAUUUUUGUUAAUGUAUGUGCACAUGGGUCGAAAGCUAACUAGUGUGAUGGUUUUGACUUACUGCUCCUAGUCCCACUAGCACCUGUCCUGGUGAAAUACUGAUGGCUUGAAAUAUUGUCUUUCCCAAGUAAGCCUCACUUUCGAUGUUUUAUGUGUGGACGUGCUGUGUUAUCUCAGGUUCUGUGUUAUGUCCACAUAAAUAUGAUUGAAAACA